AUGUAUGUUCUGCACUACACGUAUGUUCUGCACUACACGUAUGUUCUGCACUACACGUAUGUUCUACACUACACGUAUGUUCUGCACUACACGUAUGUUCUGCACUACACGUAUGUUCUGCACUACACGUAUGUUCUACACUACACGUAUGUUCUGCACUACACGUAUGUUCUACACUACACGUAUGUUCUGCACUACACGUAUGUUCUACACUACACGUAUGUUCUGCACUACACGUAUGUUCUGCACUACACGUAUGUUCUACACUACACGUAUGUUCUGCACUACACGUAUGUUCUGCACUACACGUAUGUUCUGCACUACACGUAUGUUCUACACUACACGUAUGUUCUGCACUACACGUAUGUUCUACACUACACGUAUUAUGUUCUGCACUACACGUAUGUUCUGCACAACACGUAUGUUCUACACUACACUUAUGUUCUACACUACACGUAUGUUCUGCACUACACGUAUGUUCUGCACUACACGUAUGUUCUGCACUACACGUAUGUUCUACACUACACGUAUGUUCUGCACUACACAUAUGUUCUACACUACACGUAUGUUCUACACUACACGUAUGUUCUGCACUACACGUAUGUUCUGCACUACACGUAUGUUCUGCACUACACGUAUGUUCUACACUACACGUAUGUUCUACACUACACGUAUGUUCUGCACUACACGUAUGUUCUACACUACACGUAUGUUCUGCACUACACGUAUGUUCUGCACUACACGUAUGUUCUACACUACACGUAUGUUCUACACUACACGUAUGUUCUACACUACACGUAUGUUCUGCACUACACGUAUGUUCUACACUACACGUAUGUUCUACACUACACGUAUGUUCUACACUACACGUGGAAACCAGGUGGAGAACCAGGUGGAGAACCAGGUGGAGAACCAGGUGAAGAGUCAGGUGGAAACCAGGUGGAGAACCAGGUGGGGAACCAGGUGGAGAGUCAGGUGGAAACCAGGUGGAGAGUCGGGUGGAAACCAGGUGGAGAACCAGGUGGAGAGCCAGGUGGAGAGUCAGGUGGAGAGUCAGGUGGAGAACCAGGUGGAGUGUCAGGUGGAAACCAGGUGGGGAACCAGGUGGAGAGUCAGGUGGAGAACCAGGUGGAGAACCAGGUGGAGAACCAGGUGGAGAGUCAAGUGGAGAACCAGGUGGAGAACCAGGUGGAGAGCCAGGUGGAGAACCAGGUGGAGAACCAGGUGGAGAACCAGGUGGAGAGUCAAGUGGAGAACCAGGUGGAGAACCAGGUGGAGAGCCAGGUGGAGAACCAGGUGGAGAACCAGGUGGAAAAGCAGGUGGAGAGUCAGGUGGUAUAUUUGUGCGUAUUACACUGA
Messenger RNA from Knipowitschia caucasica, 1359 nucleotides. NCBI's taxonomy places the organism in Eukaryota, Metazoa, Chordata, Actinopteri, Gobiiformes, Gobiidae. The record is from the annotation of a GenBank genome assembly.